AUGUCCAUGAGAGACAAUCAGUCAGGGUUCUUUGUUAUAAACAAUAGAAACCAACUAUUUAAUCCAAAAGGAAGUGUGGAUUUGCAAGGCUACCAGCUGGAUAUGCAAAUACUACCUGACGGCCCAAAGAGUGAUGCGGACUUUUCAGAGAUUCUUAAUGCAAUACAAGAAAUGGCCAAGGAUGUCAAUAUUCUUUUUGAUGAAUUAGAAGCCGUCAAUAGUCCUUGCAAAGAUGAUGAUUCUCUCCUUCACCCUGGAAACCUGACCAGUACUUCAGAUGACACCAGCAGAUUGGAAGCUGGGGGAGAGACAGUACCAGAAAGAAACAAAUCAAAUGGACUUUACUUUAGAGACGGAAAGUGUCGAAUUGACUACAUUCUUGUGUACAGAAAAUCCAGUCCCCAGACCGAAAAGAGAGAAGUAUUUGAAAGAAAUAUUAGAGCAGAAGGAUUACAAAUGGAGAAAGAGUCCUCUCUAAUAAAUAGUGACAUUAUCUUUGUGAAGUUGCAUGCCCCAUGGGAAGUCCUUGGAAGAUAUGCAGAGCAAAUGAAUGUAAGAAUGCCUUUCAGGAGAAAAAUCUAUUACCUGCCCCGUCGGUACAAGUUCAUGAGCAGGAUCGAUAAACAGAUAAGCAGCUUUCGGAGAUGGUUACCCAAGAAGCCCAUGAGGCUGGACAAGGAGACAUUGCCAGACCUGGAGGAGAAUGACUGCUACACUGCCCCUUUCAGCCAGCAAAGGAUCCAUCACUUCAUCAUACACAACAAAGAGACUUUCUUCAACAAUGCCACAAGAAGUAGAAUUGUGCAUCAUAUUUUACAAAGAAUAAAGUAUGAAGAAGGAAAAAACAAAAUUGGUCUGAAUCGUUUGCUUACCAAUGGCUCCUAUGAAGCUGCAUUUCCCCUGCACGAGGGAAGUUACAGAAGUAAAAACUCCAUUCGAACCCAUGGAGCAGAAAACCACCGACAUCUACUCUAUGAAUGCUGGGCCUCCUGGGGCGUGUGGUAUAAAUAUCAGCCUUUGGAUCUUGUAAGGAGGUACUUUGGAGAGAAGAUCGGGCUGUAUUUUGCCUGGCUGGGCUGGUACACCGGCAUGCUCUUCCCAGCUGCCUUCAUUGGAUUGUUUGUCUUCUUGUACGGAGUCACCACCCUGGAUCACUGCCAAGUCAGUAAAGAAGUCUGCCAAGCUACAGAUAUCAUCAUGUGUCCUGUGUGUGAUAAAUACUGUCCAUUCAUGAGGCUGUCAGACAGCUGUGUUUAUGCCAAGGUAACCCACCUUUUUGACAAUGGAGCCACUGUCUUCUUUGCUGUUUUCAUGGCAGUCUGGGCGACAGUUUUCCUGGAGUUUUGGAAAAGACGGCGAGCGGUAAUUGCUUAUGACUGGGAUUUGAUUGACUGGGAAGAAGAGGAGGAAGAAAUACGACCCCAGUUUGAAGCCAAGUAUUCCAAGAAAGAGCGGAUGAAUCCCAUUUCGGGAAAGCCAGAACCUUAUCAAGCAUUUGCAGAUAAAUGCAGCAGACUUAUCGUUUCUGCAUCUGGAAUAUUUUUUAUGAUCUGUGUGGUGAUCGCUGCCGUGUUCGGGAUCGUCAUCUACCGGGUGGUGACUGUCAGCACUUUUGCUGCCUUUAAGUGGGCGUUAAUCAGGAAUAACUCUCAGGUUGCAACCACAGGGACUGCCGUGUGCAUCAACUUUUGUAUCAUUAUGUUGCUGAACGUGCUCUAUGAAAAAGUUGCACUGCUUCUGACGAAUUUAGAACAGCCUCGCACAGAGUCCGAGUGGGAGAACAGCUUCACCCUGAAAAUGUUUCUUUUUCAGUUUGUCAAUCUGAACAGCUCCACAUUUUACAUCGCGUUCUUCCUGGGAAGAUUUACAGGACACCCAGGUGCCUACUUGAGGCUGAUAAACAGGUGGAGACUAGAAGAGUGCCACCCUAGUGGAUGCCUUAUUGAUCUCUGUAUGCAAAUGGGUAUUAUAAUGGUGCUAAAGCAGACCUGGAAUAAUUUCAUGGAACUUGGCUACCCGUUAAUUCAGAAUUGGUGGACUAGAAGAAAAGUACGACAAGAACAUGGGCCUGAAAGAAAAAUAAGAUUCCCACAAUGGGAAAAGGACUACAACCUUCAGCCGAUGAAUGCCUACGGACUCUUCGAUGAAUACUUAGAAAUGAUUCUUCAGUUUGGAUUCACAACUAUCUUUGUGGCAGCUUUUCCCCUAGCACCACUUCUGGCCUUACUGAAUAACAUCAUUGAAAUUCGACUUGAUGCUUACAAAUUUGUCACGCAGUGGAGGAGGCCUUUAGCUUCAAGGGCCAAAGACAUAGGAAUUUGGUAUGGAAUUCUUGAAGGCAUUGGAAUUCUCUCUGUGAUUACAAAUGCAUUUGUCAUAGCGAUAACAUCUGACUUUAUCCCUCGCUUGGUGUAUGCUUAUAAAUAUGGACCUUGUGCAGGCCAAGGAGAAGCUGGGCAAAAGUGCAUGGUUGGCUAUGUGAAUGCCAGCUUGUCUGUGUUUAGAAUUUCUGACUUUGAGAACCGAUCUGAGCCUGAGUCUGACGGCAGUGAGUUCUCGGGAACUCCUCUCAAGUACUGCAGAUACCGGGACUACCGGGAACCUCCACACUCAGUGGUGCCCUAUGGCUACACACUGCAGUUCUGGCACGUCCUAGCAGCUCGGCUGGCUUUUAUCAUCGUGUUUGAGCACCUCGUGUUUUGUAUAAAGCACCUCAUUUCAUAUCUGAUCCCAGACCUCCCAAAAGAUCUAAGGGAUCGAAUGAGAAGAGAGAAGUACUUGAUUCAGGAGAUGAUGUAUGAAGCAGAACUGGAGCGUCUCCAGAAGGAACGAAAGGAGAGGAAGAAAAAUGGAAAAGCACAUCACAACGAGUGGCCGUGA
This is a messenger RNA of Cynocephalus volans (Philippine flying lemur), 2880 nucleotides long. It is a transcript of the gene ANO4, whose product is annotated as anoctamin 4. Gene Ontology annotation, biological process: chloride transmembrane transport. Gene Ontology annotation, cellular component: plasma membrane. Gene Ontology annotation, molecular function: protein dimerization activity; intracellularly calcium-gated chloride channel activity. The coding region runs from base 1 to 2880 and encodes 959 amino acids. The transcript has 26 exons. The record is from RefSeq and is a predicted model, not a curated record. Lineage: Eukaryota; Metazoa; Chordata; Mammalia; Dermoptera; Cynocephalidae.